UUGUCGUGGAAGAAGUACUUCAGGAGAGACUUGAGAAACGACCAGUGUUGUGGAUGGGUCGAGGAAGUCCCUUGUAUGCAAAAUGAGUGGCAUAGAAUAAAGCAUAGGGACAACUACAGGACAAGCUGACAAAUAUGGACUUAUUUUGCCCAAGAAAACACCACAGAAAACACUUGUUACAAAGAAACCUUCAGUUUUUGCAGAUGACUCUGAGGAGGAGGCCUCUGUGGGUGAGAGUCUUCAAAAAGAAGCACUGAAAAAACAAGUGAUGAAGCAAACUAAAUUAGAGAUUCAAAAGGCCUUGGCAGAAGACUCUACAGUUUACGAAUAUGACAGUAUUUAUGAUGAAAUGCAGCAGCAGAAGAAAGAAAGUGAUGCCAAAGUGUUGUCAGGAAAAGAUGACAAAAAGCCAAGGUACAUUCACAGUAUCCUCAAGGCAGCUGAGAUAAGAAAGAAGGAAGAAGAAAAACGAAUGGAUAGAAAAAUUCAGAAAGAGCGUGAAAUGGAAGGAGGAGUGUUUGAUGACAAGGAGGCUUUCGUAACAUCGGCCUAUAAGAAAAAGCUGCAAGAGAGGGCCGAGGAAGAGGAAAGAGAGAAAAAAGAGGCAGCACUGGAAGCAUGUCUGGAUGUAACCAAACAGAAGGAUCUCAGUGGAUUCUACAGACAUCUUUUAAACCAGCAGGUUGGGGAAGAAGAGAUGCCCAAAUGCAGCCUUCGUGAAGCCAGGAUAAAGGAGGAAAAAUCUAGCAGUACUUCUGAUGAAGCCAGCCAAAGGAACAGAAUUCCAGAGGAUGGACUACAACUCAAAACCACUCCUAAGCGAAAGGACAAGGAUAAUCCAGAUGCGGACACUGAUUUAGAAAGUGAGAGCAGUGAUGAUGACAAAAAAUAUAAAAACACCAAAGGUCAUUCUAAAAAGAAGGAAAGUCGAGACAGUUCUGCAAGCAGCGGGGAUGAUCCCCAGCAGCACAGGAGCCGGAAGCACUCCACGUCAUCAAGAUCAUCCAGUGACGAAGGAGGUCAUCGUGCAAAAACCCAGUCAAAUCAUCCUCGGAGAGAAGAGAGUGGAGCAGGUAGAAGGGAAAGCGAUGAACGGUACAGGGAAAGCAAUUACGAGAGAAGAGGCAGGGCUCAGGAAAAGGAUCACCAAAGGAAAAAGGAAGACCAGGACAGAUAUGGGGAUCAUGGCAGUAAAGAUAGCUACAGAAGGAGGGAAGAGCAGGAGGACAAACGUAGGGGGAGAGAUAGAAAAGAGAGAGAAGGAUAUGACCGAGAAUGGAGAAGAGAGAAGGAGAGGGAAGACAAACAUGCAGAAAGGGAGCGAGAAAAAGAGAGGUUAAGAAAUGGCAAAGACGGAUACAGUGAGAGAGAAAGGGAGAGAGGGGGGAAAUGCAGAGAAAAGGAGGAAUCUGUAAAGGAGAAGAAAGAGCGAGAUGAUAAAGGUGAAAAGAAACGCAGGGACAGGAAGGAGGGCAGUCCUAGAGCCUUAGAAAGAGACAGCCAGCCUGAUCCUGAAAGAGAGCGGGAGAGGGACGAUGAGGGAGCCUCGAGCUCUGAAAAGCGCAGGGCUGAAGAGGGAGGGCUAAGCGAAGCGAAAGAGCAGCCGGAGAAGCUGUCAGACGGUGUGAACAAAUUCGCCAAGCGGAGCAGUGAAGAGACUGUGACGUCGGCAAGGGACCGCUAUUUGGCUCGGCAAAUGGCACGAGUUAGCACAAAAUCCUACGUAGAGAAAGAAGAGGAUUAGCUUGAUUUCAGUGGAUAAAAAAGAGAUGGUAGACUCUCGCUGGUGAGAAAAUCGCUACAUCAGGGACUCUGCCCCUAGAAGUAAAGUUUUCCCUGGCCGCUUACUCUUCCUGGGGGUUUUAUAACAUCCAUAAAGAAUU
Gavialis gangeticus (Gharial) is the source of this 1883-nucleotide messenger RNA. It is a transcript of the gene NSRP1, whose product is annotated as nuclear speckle splicing regulatory protein 1. The transcript has 7 exons. Lineage: Eukaryota; Metazoa; Chordata; Crocodylia; Gavialidae. The record is from RefSeq and is a predicted model, not a curated record. Gene Ontology annotation, biological process: regulation of alternative mRNA splicing, via spliceosome. Bases 269 to 1744 code for a protein of 491 amino acids.